Messenger RNA from Cutaneotrichosporon oleaginosum, 884 nucleotides. RefSeq lists its product as uncharacterized. The record is from RefSeq and is a predicted model, not a curated record. Lineage: Eukaryota; Fungi; Basidiomycota; Tremellomycetes; Trichosporonales; Trichosporonaceae.
AUGCUCCUCAAGACCUUUGCUUUCCUCGCCCUCGCCAUCGGCGCCAUCGCCCACGAGGCCGCUCCCCCUCAGCCGCGCACCAACGCCGAGGCGCUGGCGCGUGGCCUCCCCAUUCUCUCCCCGCGCCACCGCAACCACGGCGAGGACAAGAAGAAGAACCGCCCAUCUAACAAGCCCGUUCCUACCAAGGCCGGCCCCACCCCUGACUUUGCGAGCACGUGCGACUGGUACGACAUCGAGUUCAAGCGCAACCGCCCCAUGCUGCGCGCGCUCUGCAAGGACAACAAGGGCAAGAAGAAGUACUCUGAGCUCAACCUCAACCAGUGCAUCAAGCUCCAGAACAACGGCCAGCUCAAGUGUGGCCCGGGCGGCUUCGUCGGCCGCUCGGGCCGCCGCGACCUCGAGUCCGAGAUGCUCGACGCCCGCGGCUGGAACGACUACGCCAAGCAGAAGUGCACGCGCUGCGACGUCGUCUCGGACGACACGAUCGAGUGCUCGUGCCCGCUCAAGCGCGGCGGCCGCAUCGACGCCUCAUACACGCUUGGCGACUGCAUCUCGAACAAGAACGGCCGCCUCACGUGCAAGGCUCUCGAGGACUAAGCGCCUCAUCUCGCGCUGCGUCGCAGCCAUUCAGUUGUAUCUAGUUGGCCUCGUGCUCGGAUGCCCCGCCAGGCGCUCCAGGGCGUUGUGGAGGGCGAGGGCCGGUACCCUCUAGACCAUACCAUAGAGAGUUCGAGUCUUCAUCAUCAUGCCUUAUGCCAUGCUUCCUCCUUCUUCCUCUUAUCGUUCAUAUGGAUACUGUGGGUGUGUUGGGAAAGGCGGGGGCGUGAGUUGUCUGGCGUGCUCGGCCUGAUUGGGACUGGCUGGACUACUCGACAGACCCU